AUUUACGAGCAGUCGACCUUGUCAUCAAAACCUCGUUAAAAGAUGGCUGACUUAUUGUGUGCUGAAAGCAUGUGAAUUAUCGAUGUCUCUUGAUUGGAAAAUGCUAUGAAAUUAUCCGCUCCAGCAUCUUGCGAAGGCAAAAGUGUAAUCACCGUAUCCACGUCUAUUCAAGGAAUUGAAAUAAGGGAACAAAAUUGUAGGAAUAGUGUCACUAUGCAUAGCAAAUGUGUGGCUUCGAGAAGAUAUCCUAGGCUUUUGAACUUCUGAUAAUGUUUUGAAGUACAGGCAAACACUGCACACUGUCUAUCUUGCCGUCAGAAUUAUUCCUUGGAUAAACCGGAAAAAGCUGCGAGGAGUUUGACCAGUCGGAAGCAACAUUCUCAUUCCGAACUCGCCAUGCCAAAUGGAUAGAUGCAGUCAUUUUAAUAUUCAUUUCAAGAAUUGUUUGAACGAGCGACAAUGUCGGAGAGCGAAGAAUUGACUGUGGAUGAUGGGCACCCUGUUUCCGCUUUCCAACUGCAUCGCGAGAGCAGUUACAAGAAAAGGGAAGUGUACGAAAAGCUGGUUGCCUCCAAAAAGACCCCGAUCGCGGAUGGAGCGUCUUCGAGUUCGAUAAUGGCGCAAUCAGUGGGCAAUCCUGGGCCGUCAGUUUCGCAUGCCGUGGCUCGGCCGUCACGCCAGUCGGCGGCCAAACGGGAAAGCAGUUCUUCUUUGACGUCUGCGAUGUUGAGUUUGAAUGGCCCUCCGACCUCGUUCAGCCCCAAUUUGGCCGAUUGUAAACCCUAUUCUAUUCUUUUGGGAGAGAAUAUUCUCGUUGAGUGUUCGCUUUUGAAGAGAUACCUGUUAUUACUGAAAGAUGCUUUGUCAAAGCCCGACUUGUCUGUUGUCGAAUUACAAACUCUUACUCACGAUGUCAAAAAGGCGAGAGAAGUCUUGAUGGAAAAGGUUGCAGUGCCUCUGAAUGAUUUUCAGAGGGAAUUGCAAGAGCAAAUUCCACAUGAACACUUAGCUUUUCAUUCGUCAAAUUCAGGCCCUCCCUUUCAUUCGGUGAAUUCAGCAGGUCCUCCUGUUCAUUCGUUUCACGAGUUGAGAAAUAGUUUGCUACUUCCGCUAACUCCCACGGCUACGUAUCCAUAUCCUUCCCAUCUGUAUGUCUAUCCCUAUCCGGAGCAGUUAACUGACAGGAGGAACCCUGUAGGUAUUACCGAUCAGAGUUGCGUUCCAUACAAUGCGCAACCUGCGCAUUAAAUUGUUUUUGAAUUUUGAAAUUACAGUACCUUCGUUUCACGUCUCACUGCCAUACUGCUCCAUUUUAAGCGAUUACAUGUAGUCGACUUUUUUUAUUUCUCUUUAAGUUACCGCUCUAUUGGAACGUAUAGUUAGCUGAGUCUUUUUGUGUGUGGGAGGAGGGAUAACCCUAAAAAUAAAAACGGGAUGUUAAAACAUUUCGGGAAAAAAUUUUUUGCGAGGUGUAUUCUAUGACUUGAAAACUGGAACCACAUAACGAGUUCUAAAAAUUUUUUUCUUUUUCUUUUUAUCACUUUUUUAAGGCUUUUAUUUCUUUUUUCAAAAGUGUUCAAUUGUAUUUUGUGUUCUCUUCAUUAUUAACUUACACGUUGUAGCAGGUUGUCUGUACUUUUUCUUGUUUUUCAAAUAAAAUGCACGUUAAAAAUGA
This is a messenger RNA of Daphnia magna, 1675 nucleotides long. RefSeq lists its product as uncharacterized. The coding region runs from base 460 to 1248 and encodes 262 amino acids. The record is from RefSeq and is a predicted model, not a curated record. The transcript has 4 exons. NCBI's taxonomy places the organism in Eukaryota, Metazoa, Arthropoda, Branchiopoda, Diplostraca, Daphniidae.